GGCGGGGGCGGCGCGGGCCGGCGCGCGCGCUCGCCGCCGACUACUCCGCCUGCUGCGCGCCACCCGCCCCGAGGUGCAGCCCUUUGGCGACGUCCCGCGCCAGCUGGCGCACGCCGCCGGAGCCACGCUCGAGGCCACGCGCGUGCUGCUGCAGGCGCUGUGGCUGGGCGUGGAGGUGCUGAAUAGCACGGACCAGCUGCCGCUGGCGCCCGACUGCCACGCGGCGCUGCUGCGCAUGACGUACUGCGCGCGCUGCGGCGGGCUGCCGGCCGCCGUCAAGCCGUGCGUGGGCUACUGCCUGAAUGUGCUGCGCGGCUGCCUGACGCAGCACGCGAGCGAGCUGGACCUGCCGUGGAACGGCUUCGUGGAGGCGACGGAGCGCCUGGCCGAGGCCGUGCGCGAGCGCGCGCCCGAGCGCCUCGUGCGCAGCCUGCACGCGCGCCUCACCGAGGCCAUCAUGUACGCCGCCGAGAACGCCGCCGCUAUCGACAAGAAGGACUCUGUGUGA
This is a messenger RNA of Gryllus bimaculatus (two-spotted cricket), 508 nucleotides long. The record is from the annotation of a GenBank genome assembly. NCBI's taxonomy places the organism in Eukaryota, Metazoa, Arthropoda, Insecta, Orthoptera, Gryllidae.